AUGGCCUCCACGCUCUCUGUGCGCAAUCAUUCUGUGCGGCAGCCGUCCUUCUCCAGCAUGUCUGUGCGGGACAGUGGCCGCAACAUUCGCUCCAAGCCCGUUUCCUUCUCCACGGUGAGCACUCUGUCCCGCUCCGUGUCCAUGGGAAACGGCCUCAACAUGCUCAGCUCCUAUAACGGUGUGGGGGCCAGUGAGAAGGAGACCAUGCAGGGCCUCAAUGACAGGCUGGCAAACUACCUGGACAAAGUGCGCUCACUGGAGAGGUCCAAUGCAGAGCUGGAGGUGAAAAUCAAGCAGCUCAUGAUGGAUAAAUCUCCUAAAGGCCACGACAUUGAAGGGAUGAUGGCCCAGGCUCAUGCCAUAGGACAGGAGGUGAGAAAGAAGACCCUAGAAAACGCACGCAUCAUGCUGGAGAUUGAUAAUGCCAAACUGGCGGCAGACGACUUCAGGGUCAAGUGGGAGGCUGAAGCCACACUGUGCCAGUCUGUGGAGAGGGACUGUCAGGCUUUGAGAAGAGCCAAAUCAGACCACGACCAGAUCAUCGCCACGCUGCGUGGAGACCUGGACAGCCUGAAGGAGGAGCUGUACUUCCUCAAGAAGAAUCAUGAUGAGGAGAUGAGUUCUAUGAAGCUGCGUCUGACAAACGAGCAGGUGAAUGUGGAGGUGGACGCUGCUACGGGUCCAGACCUGGGCGGAAUCUUGGCUGAACUGCGGGUCCAAUAUGAGGGCAUCGCUCGCAAGAAUAAGGAUGAAGCGGAGACCUGGUAUAUGAAGAAGUUGGAGGCCGUUCAGUCAGAGGUGAAGGAGAGCAAUGAGGCCCUGCGCUGUGCCCAGAGUGAGCUGAGCGAGAGGAGGCGCUUCCUACAGGCUCUGGAGGUGGAGCUCGACAAUCUGCGGAAACAGGUGAGCGUGCUGGAGGGGAACCUGGCGGAGACGGGACAUAAGUACUCUGUGGAGAUGGACCGGCUGCAGACCACACUCACACAGCUGGAGGACGAACUCUCACAGCUGCGUCUGGACAUGCAACGCAACAAGACCGACUACGAACAGCUCCUGCGCAUCAAACAGAACCUGGAGAUGGAGAUUGCCACCUACAGGAGGCUUCUGGAGGGAGAGGAGAUGGUUAAAGAAACUCCUCCACCUCCUAAAAAAGAUCCAGACGUGCGCACGAGGAAGAUUGUUAAAGUGGUCACUCAAACGAUGAUCAAUGGGAAGACAGCAGAAAGAUCGAGGAGAGGACUACUUUCCUGUAACACAUCUUGUGUAAACAAUACUGCCACCAGCUUCAAAGUCACGAUGGACCUGCUGGCUCUGCCCACGCCUUAUGUGACGAGGGCGUGUGACGUUUACCCCCACAGCGGAUACCUGCCUGAAGACACGUACAGGACCCCAUGGACCAGAGGGAAUGCUGUAUCAACGUGUAAACUAUUUCUUAAUAAUUCUGCGCUUGAUGACUUGAGAAUAAAUAACCAACUUCCUAUUGACAGACCAGAAAGUAUGACCCUUGAAGAAAGUGAAGUUAUACCCAGCUCUAACCCUGACUCUUUUAAUGAACUGGACAUCAAUGAGACGGGCGGCGUUUUGGCAGAAACCACAGAGUCAUGUCAGGAAACAUUUUCAAGGGUACAAAUAAAUCAGACAAGGCUGGAAAACAAAAAGCAAGAGCUGUCCUUGGCCGAAGACUUAAUGGAAGAGGACCAUCUUAGACAGUUUAAAAGGCAUUUACCUUCGCUCAAAGCCAAACUGUCGAGGCUAAGAAUGUGUCCUGUGGCGGAUCCUCUGUUGAGCUUCCAACAUGAAAACAUCGCUGAAGACCAGAUAUACAGACGCCCUGAACCUUUUGAAAUACCGUCUCAAACUGGAGAUAGCUGCUCGUCUGAAAUCAAUAUCCUGGAAAUCUCUGCCUUUGAGUUGGAGGAUCGCACUGGGUUGUCAAAUGUCUGUGAUGUUUUGGGGAUGAAGCCAGAAACAAUGGAUGAGCAAAAUUUGGUGAAUGAAAUAAUUCAAAAGGCAAAUCAAGAUACUCCUCAAGUUGAAAUAUAUGAACAGCAGACAACAAAGAUCUCCAUGGAAACAUUUGCAGAAGCAGAGCAUAUUGAACAAAUGAAAACUUCAGCUGACAUGGAAGUUGACGUGACUUUGAGCCCUGUGCACAAAGACAACACCAACAUCUGUCUGUCCACUUUCAAUCAUUCAGCAGAGCCACUUUCACCACAGGGCCAAGUAUGUUUAGUGUCUGUGAAAUCACAACAGGAACAAGAAAUGGCAGUGUGGACCGCAGAAAAACAUCCCACGUUCGUGCUCAGCUUCAUGUUGACAGACCCCCAGGUUUAUGAGCCACCAGUUGAUUUUCAUCCUUUGUCGGAAGCAUUGAGGGUUUUGUAUCCUGAAAAACAUCUUAUGAGUGAAGAGUCGGUACAAGAUUCUGCCAUAGUCCUACAGACACCUCUUUGCAGCGGCAGUGAUUUCACAGAGAGUAUCCAGCCUGACAUUACCCCUUCAAAGAAUCAGGUGGAAGAGUUCAAAAAGAUGUGUCCUGAACAACAAGACUCUUACAUCCUGACUAUCCCCACAUCCAGAUGCUCACUGUCUAUUCAGAAGAGGCCUGAAGACCCAGUUGUGUCAGAUAUCGAUGAACCACAUCAAAAGGAACCAGUCCUAUACUGUCCUGGGAAAGCACUGUCUGAGAACUUAUGCCAAGCUAAAACUCCAAGUCAAAGCUGUCCACAAUUUAAACAGAAGGAUAUUUGGCACAACACAAAAGAAAACAGCCAGGCAGAGCCGAUGAAGAGGGCACUCAAGAGAAACCAUUCUGAAUGUGUCUCAGUGGAUCCCCCUGGUGUAGACCCCCUCUCCACCUUCAUCAUGCUCCGCUUACAGCAGCCUGCACACGCCGCAGCCGGCCCACUGCCCGGCUCUGUCAAAGAUGCCACGAAGCAGGUCCUCCGCAGCGAGCCCCAAACUCCCAGAGACCAGACUCAACAACGUGAGCUGCUGUGUUUUAACACAACCGUGUCAGGAAAAGCUUCUCGAGAUCAGAGGACGCCUCCGCUCACCAGUUGCCCCAACGAACCACAGAACCAGCCACAAAGACAAGACAGUGCAGUGCUACAGGUGCAAGCCACCGAGUGCCAGCUGCAGGCCUACAGAGCUGUGUUGUCGUUCGCUCAGAACCACAUGAGCUUCGUCCAAACUCUGGGUCUCGACCCCAGCACGUGGGGAGACUUCAGCCACCUCACUCUGGACCAAACACACUUCCUGCUUAAACAGCAAGAAAAAGCUCUCAAAUCAACAAGCACACGCAGUGAUGAAGAACUUCUCCAGCAGGUGGCGCUGAUACAUGUGCUGGUGACGUUUAAGGAGCUGCUGUUGAAGUGUGGCCUCAGCUCUGGUCUUGAGUUUUUAAAACAGAUAAACAUGGAUGACGAGUUCAACCUGUUGCUGAAACAGCUACAGAUCACUCUUUACCUCAGCCACAAGAAACUGGAGACUGAUCCCAAACUGUUGGAGCUGCAGAAGCUGCUGAAAACAUGGCUCAACAACAAGAAAGACUGUAGUGCUAGUGUCGCCAAUCUUCAACUUGAGAAAGACAAGAUGAAACUGAAUGGUUCCAGCAUCGUCAGCAGUGUGUGCAACAGUGUGUGUGCUGUGGUCUGUGAGCAGCACAUUGGGCCUGACUUUCCCUGGCACUGCUUCUGUCGCCUGGUGGAGUAUGACCACCCUGGGCCCUCCCCCUGGGCCUCCGUCUGCAGAGACAGGGGCCUGCUUCAUAUCAACUUCACCACAGUUGUUCCAGCAAAUGACUCGUGGCCUCAGUCUCUGGAGGGCCGUGUGCCUCAUGUGCUGUUUGUGACAGAUGGACUUCUCAACUGCUCCAUGCUUCUACAGACUCUGGAGUCAACGUUUAAUAUUACACUCCUGGAGAGACAUCACAGCAUGACUUUGCAGAUGCUGGGAGGGACUCAUCAGUACGCUGUGAUCACAGUGGACGAGAGCACCGCUAUCGUCAUACAGAAGGAAGAGGAGCUGUGCCAGGAGCGUGCCAGUGAAGCUUUAGUGAUGAGGCUGAGUGCGCUCUCUCUGCAGUACAGCUGCUGCUGGUUCAUUCUGCUCUGUCCAGACGGCCGAGGAGGAGGGCUUUCUCGUGAGGCAUUUAGCAACCUGGUGCUUGUGUAUUCAUCUCUGGUGAUUUUUAGCAUGAAAUCAGAAGAUCUCGAUGUAAAGGUGCUGCUGGUGUCGGAUGUGAUGGAAACGGCCUCGUGGAUCAGUCAGAUCUGUUUCUUCACUUUGAUGAGCAGCGAGAGGGAUCCAGUCGCAUACUUGGACAGACACUGGUUAACCGUCUUACAGUCUAAUGAAGAGAAGUGCUUGUUGCAUUUCCCCUGCAUAAACCCUCUGGUGGGUCAGCUGAUGUUGAAGAGAGCUCCCAGCCUCCAGUGGCUCCUGAGUGCGCCUCUGCCAGAGCUGAAGGAGAUGCUCCCAGAAGUGCCUCAUAAAGUGCUGAAGCUUUUCAGUGAUACCACUUCCCUAUACACUAAAACGACAGACCUGAAUAAGAGCAAGAGUCCAGCAGAGACUAAAGAUCUCCAUCUGAGUGGCUCCAGCACGAAUGCAUGGUUCAACAGCGAGGACCGUUUGAGUUUGAGCCCCGUGCAGGACAUCCACUUCCCAUUUGGAUCUCAGCAGGACAGCUUCUUUGUCACCUCGUCCCCAGAAGAGCAAGAGGCCGACGUGAGAUUCAAUUUGGGCAGUUCGUUUUUAGAGCCAGGUUUUUGCACACAAAACAGAUGGACCAUCAGUGACCUGUGGAAAGACAAUGGAGCCUCCUCAAACUGUGGAGUCAGGUCAGGCGCCAGUGGGAAAAUGGUUGGAAGAGCUGAUUUACAGUUCCCCCAUCAGAACUGCGGCAAGCCAACCAAUCAAAUGAAAUACAUCAGUCCUUUUACAGCCCAAUCCAGCUUUAGUUUCAACAGAGAUCUGCAGCUGCCCCGCAGUCUGACGCCCCCUGGUGGUGAGGACAUGGAGUGGAGUCCAGGUCUCAGCCCAAACUUGACUUUUCAGAAAGCCAGUGCAACUUAUGGCUCAAAAUCAUUUGUGGGACGAGAGAGAAAGAGAAGUGGUGAUUCAGAACAUUUGUUCAACGGAGUUCUGAGACCACUGAAAAGGAGCAGCGUGUGGAGAGUCCUUAUCAUCACACACCAGCAGAGUGAAGCUGGUCCCUCAGGAAUGAUCCCCAGACAAAGACGACCCCUGGGGGACGCCGACUACUCCGCCUGCGGACAGACAGCUCGACUGGCCACCAUCAAUUACCCCGGACACAUCUUUACUGCUCCAAUGACAAGAAAAGUAUUCACCAACACACGGGAGCGGUGGCGCCAGCACAACGUCAACUCUGCCUUCGCCGAGCUUCGAAAGCUGAUUCCCACUCAUCCUCCGGAGAAAAAGCUGAGCAAGAACGAGAUCCUGCGUCUGGCCAUGCGCUACAUCAACUUCCUGGUGCAGGUGCUGGAAAAGCAGAGUCCGUCCUCCAGCCCGACAUCCACAGCUCUGCUCACACUGCUGCGGGACAACAUGGAGCAGCUGCAGUCUCCUCCUCAGCCCUGGACCCUGACCAGCGACACAGAGCUCCCAUCUCCGGGCUCCUCUUGUGACAGCUCUGAAGCCUGGUAG
This is a messenger RNA of Knipowitschia caucasica, 5670 nucleotides long. Lineage: Eukaryota; Metazoa; Chordata; Actinopteri; Gobiiformes; Gobiidae. The record is from the annotation of a GenBank genome assembly.